Molecule: messenger RNA, 2096 nt
Organism: Purpureocillium takamizusanense
Lineage: Eukaryota; Fungi; Ascomycota; Sordariomycetes; Hypocreales; Ophiocordycipitaceae
Product: N-acetylglucosamine-6-phosphate deacetylase
Exons: 3
Coding region: 184-1497 (437 amino acids)
Biological process (GO): N-acetylglucosamine catabolic process
Molecular function (GO): N-acetylglucosamine-6-phosphate deacetylase activity
Source: RefSeq, a predicted model, not a curated record
CCUCCAUCGCGCGAGUGAAGCUCGUCUUGAUCCGUUCGUGGAUCACGGACUGCCACCGUUGUGCUCUUCUCUAAUAUCGUAGCUGACAGAGGACACGGCGUCCUACUUUUAACGCCUGCCUCGACUUUCGCCGCCGUCACCUGCGUCCUCCCGCGAUACCCGAACAUACCGCCAUCAGCCACCAUGCCUAUCGCGUUGUCGCCAACGACGCAGCCGCGCAACGGGCUCACCAAAUUUACCAACUGCCGGCUCGUCAAGGGCGACCGGCUCGUCAACGAGGACCUCUGGGUCAGCUCGCAGACGGGCAAGAUCAUUCAUAGCCAGGCCACCUUCUACGACGACCUCAACCUGCCCGAUGCGACCAUCGACCUUGGCGGGCGCAUCGUCGCCCCGGGUAUGAUUGAAUGCCAGCUCAACGGCGCCUUCGGUUUCAACUUUUCAACGCUGCUCGACGACAUGUCGCAGUACGGCAAGAAAGUCAAGGAGGUCAACCGCUUGAUGAUCCAGACGGGCGUUACCUCAUACAUCCCCACCAUCACCAGCCAGCGCCCUGAGCUGUAUCAAAAGGCACUUCCGUUCCUCGGCCCUUCGGGAAGCCGGCGUAUUGCAGAUGACGGGGCUGAAUCGCUGGGCGCCCACUGCGAGGGUCCCUUCCUCAAUCCGACCAAGAACGGCGUCCACAACGUCGACGUGCUCAUCGAGGCCCAAGAUUUCUCAGACAUCGAGGCCUGCUAUGGCGCCGAGAACCUCAGGCCGCAGACGCCCGGGGGCACGAUACCCAUCAAGAUGGUCACGGCAGCGCCGGAGCGCGGGCAGAUGAUGAAGCUCAUUCCCGAGCUGGCGUCCCGCGGCAUCAUCUACUCCAUCGGCCACUCGGAGGCGACGUACGAGCAGGCGUCGUCGGCCGUGGGCCAGGGCGCCACCAUGAUCACGCACCUCUUCAACGCCAUGCGUCCGUUGCACCACAGGAACCCAGGCAUCUUCGGCGUCCUGGGCCUGGCCGAGAGCCUGCCCCGGCCCUACUUUGGCAUUAUUUCGGACGGUAUUCAUCUGCACCCUACGACCAUCAAGAUCGCCUUCAACGCGCACCCGGAUGGCUUCAUCCUCGUCACGGAUGCCAUGCACCUCGUCGGUCUGCCCGACGGUGCUUAUCCGUGGACCAACGGCGAGCAAACGUGUAACAUUAUCAAGAAGGGCUCCACGCUGCUGCUCGAAGGCUCCGAAACGAUUGCGGGCAGCUCCAUCACGCUCCUCGAGUGCGUCAACAACUUCCUGCAGUGGUCUGGAACCGACAUUCCCCAGGCCCUCAAGGCCGUGACGGCGACGCCCGCGGCCAUGCUGGGUUUCCAAGGCGUCAAGGGCACGCUCGACGCCGACGCCGAUGCCGACCUCGUCAUCUUCUCCGAGGACACAUCCAACGGCUGCAGCCAGCUCGUCCUCGACGAGGUCUGGAAGUUUGGCACGAGGCUGUACCGCAGCGGCAAAAUUGCCAUGUGAAGUGCCGGCAGCAGAGAAGCAUCCUUGAUCGACCACAAACAAAACACAGAUGCGGCGAAGCACUCGCGGAACCAAUCACGUAGAAUGUAUGAUCGCAUGACGACUCUGACACGGCAGCAAGACGGGCUUGGUGCUUCCUUGAUUUUUCACCACCAUUAUCAUCUGAUUAGCGGCGCAUUUGCAUGGGGCGGUCAUCAUCUUAGUAGUAAAUACGGAGUAUACCAGAGAGAAAAAAAAGGGGCGUCUAGGGCGCACGAGACGUGAAGGCCUUGGGGAACCAUGUUCAAUAGACAAGAGAGGCGUUCUUUUGGGGAUAUCCGAAGUUUGGAACAUGGCUGAAUAGUGAAGAGACAUGUUGGCGCCACGGCUGCUGACGGCUCGCCUGGUGCGACGCGCCGGGGGUCCUUGGAUCCUUGUUGGCUGGAUGCGGGGAGAUUUGCAUGACUGCUUGCUCCUUGACGGUUCCAGGCGAGCCGCCAAGCCUCGUGCACUUCUAGAACUUGCCGGGCCGGCGCGUCAGACCAUGGCAGGGCCGUCGGCGCUUACAACAAUGUAAUGUAGGUAGUACAAGCAUGCACGCGCGGUGCGUAUUACUGGGG